Molecule: messenger RNA, 573 nt
Organism: Notodromas monacha
Lineage: Eukaryota; Metazoa; Arthropoda; Ostracoda; Podocopida; Cyprididae
Source: the annotation of a GenBank genome assembly
AUUUCCGGAGGGUGGGUGUUCCCACACGAUUGAAGAGCUUAUCACCUGAGCCGCGAUUAGCUCAUGGCAUUGCGUUAGUUCAGUCAGCUUCCAUACACGUGGUCAGCUGAUCAGAGGGUUGUGGUGAACUUUUCGCGUGCGAAAGCGUUUUGGUAUUUAUUCACGGUAGUGACCGCAGGAUAGUAAAUUUCGUCCGCCGAAGGAUGAGUUCAAAGGUUACGUUCAAGAUUACUUUGACAUCUGAUCCCAAACUUCCGUACAAAGUUUUUGAUGGAAUGGAAAAUUCUCAAAUUAGAUUAAGUGUACCGGAAAGCACUCCCUUCACCGCCGUUCUGAAAUAUGCUGCAGAAGAAUUCAAGCAAAAUCCAGCUACUUCAGCGAUAAUAACCGACGAUGGCGUUGGAAUAAACCCUCAGCAAACUGCCGGAAACGUGUUUUUAAAGUAUGGAACUCAACUGAGACUCAUUCCUCGAGACCGCGUCGGCUUUAGUUGAAAAGCAACUGAUGAAAUCCGCUUUUAUUCCGAUUAUUCGAAUUAUGACUGGAAAUGGAUCGUGGAGUUUAUUUUUAACA